This is a messenger RNA of Impatiens glandulifera, 1093 nucleotides long. RefSeq names its product thiamine phosphate phosphatase-like protein. NCBI's taxonomy places the organism in Eukaryota, Viridiplantae, Streptophyta, Magnoliopsida, Ericales, Balsaminaceae. The record is from RefSeq and is a predicted model, not a curated record. Gene Ontology annotation, molecular function: phosphatase activity. Bases 122 to 844 code for a protein of 240 amino acids. The transcript has 4 exons.
AAAUAGAAAGAAAAAAAAAUCUCAUCUUCAUUAACAGAGAGGAGGCCCCACGUCGCUUCGGCUGCUGUUGUGAGUUUGUGAGCGAUAGAUUUCUGGGUUUGCGCCGCCAGACCGAUCAAAGAUGGCGGCUACAUCCAUCAUAGUUGUCUUCGACUUCGAUCAUACGAUGAUCGAUGACAACAGCGACACGUGGAUUGUGGAAAAAAUGGGUCUCACCUCUGUCUUCAAUCAGCUUAGACGCAAAUUACCUUGGAAUUCUCUAAUGGAUAAGAUGAUGGAAGAGCUUCAUUCAAGUGGGAAGACAAUCGAAGAUAUUGCCGAGUGUUUGAAACAGAUUCCGAUGAAUUCUACAUUGAUAUCUGCCAUUCAUAGACUUAAGAGUAUUGGAUAUGAUUUAAGAAUAGUUAGUGAUGCAAAUCAGUUCUUCAUUGACACAAUUUUGGAGCAUUAUGGUUUGGUUGGUUGUUUUUCUGAAAUCAUUACGAAUGGAAGCUUUGUGGAUGAUGAAGGAAGGCUGAAGAUCUUACCUUACAAUAGUUUGGACCUUCCUCAUGGUUGCAGUUUAUGUCCCUCCAAUUUGUGCAAGGGUUUGGUGAUAGAUAAGAUCCAAGCUUCCAUGGUUAAAGGGGAGAAGAUAAUUAUGUAUAUUGGAGAUGGGGGAGGUGAUUAUUGCCCUAGUUUAAGACUUGUUGAGGGAGAUUACAUAUUACCAAAAAAAGAUUUCCCUUUAUGGAAGAAGAUCAAUGGUGCUCAUAAUUCCUCCAUUCUUGUAAAAGCAAUGAUCCAAGAAUGGGUAGAUGGAGAAGAGCUUGGAAUGACUAUUCUACGUCUUUGUAAUAUUUAACAUUUGUGGCACUAGGGCUAUGAUUAAAAGAAAAUUUGAAUAAAAUUUAAGAUAUUGGUUUAACCCAUUUAUGAAUUGUUGUUUCAAUUCGAAUAUUUAAUGUCAAAUUCUCAUUCUUCCUCCCCGAACAAUAUUAAAGAUGAUUUGGAAGAGCGGUUUUAUUUUUGUUGAAUGAUUGUACUCUGGUUGUGAUGAGAUUUCUGCUAGGAUUUUGAGGGUUGUUAUACAUUUAUUAUCCUUUGUGCGAUU